Messenger RNA from Microbotryum saponariae, 2095 nucleotides. The record is from the annotation of a GenBank genome assembly. Lineage: Eukaryota; Fungi; Basidiomycota; Microbotryomycetes; Microbotryales; Microbotryaceae.
AUGUCGGAAAGCAAAGCCGACUACACGCUCGCGAUGAACGACGAUGGCGAGAUCGGGACCGACACCAAGCCCCAGCACGACCUCGAGUCGUCGCUUCCGCUGCUCGAUCGGGCGUCCAGACACGCCGCGCCGCCGCCGCCUCCGAGCCGGCGGAGUUCAGAACUGCAGUACCGCUCGGCGACGGAUCGAAUCCUGAACCACUCGGCACUGCCCGUAUUUUCUUGUGAGCUGGAACAGAAGGGAGACAGGGUAGGGGAAGGGCUAUCCGAGCUAAUGUGCGCUCUACUCGUGGCACAGACUGCGUGGCGAGCAUCCUCAUGACGGUCAGUCGCGGACCGGCCGACGCUGGCUGGGACAGGCAACCGUCCAGCCAGCCGCAUCGUCGGAGUUCCCUCUGACCUCGGAUCGGCGUCCUCAUGAGGCGGGCUAGCCUAGCUGCGAAAGAUGCUGAUGCGGUGAACUGACUCAUGUCGCGGUACCUCCCUCGUAUCUCACCAGGUCGUCAACAGUACGUGCUCCUUCCCGGACCGGCUAGAGACCACGUACCCCGGGACCAGCCAGUGACUGACUGGAACCACCCUCAUCGAUCACAGAGUACGUCGUUUCGGGCAGCCACUUCAACAUGAACUUUCUCCUGCUCGCAAUCCAGGUAGGUCCUUGACAUUUCUCCCUUCCGUAUCCAUUCAACUGACUGAAAACUUAUUUUCCAAAGAGUACGGUCUGUGUCGGUUGCGUAGCAGCGUGCAAGCAUUUCGGCGUAAGAAGCUCUCUCGGCUAGCCACUCGAGCCAUCACAUUCUGAUCUCAACGAUCCCCCUUCCCGUACGCGCCACAGGUGAUCUCAUACCGUGACUGGGAUACAAAUGAUGCACGGAAAUGGUUCCCCAUCUCGUUCCUCCUCGUCUGCGUCAUCUACACCGGAUCCAAAAGUCUCGUCAGUCGGCCUCCAAAAUCUCGAUUUCCAUUCUUCACACUUCACAAGGCUGAUCUUGUGUCAUAAUGUCGUUACUUUGUCAACCAGCAAUUCCUCACUAUCCCAAUCUACACCAUCUUCAAAAACCUCACAAUGUGAGCUGUUUCCGGCCCGAUCGAUAGCUCUCGCAUGUCGUACGUGCUCACAACCCGAACAUCUCAAUCGUGACAGAGUCAUUAUCGCAUAUGGAGAAGUUUUGUGGUUCGGAGGACACGUCACAGGGUUGACGCUCAUUUCGUUCGCACUGAUGGUCCGUGUCUCCCAACGUUUCGAAGUCAUAUCUUUCGUGAGCUCACUCUCGCACCCGUCACUCCAAAAAAGGUCGUCUCGUCCCUCGUCGCGGCUUCAUCCGACAUCGCCAACUUCCUUUCCGGUGCAUCGAUCGUCACAAAAGCGGGAGGAGCUUCGUCGGCGGGCUACUUGUGGAUGUUUGCAAACUGCUUCGUUUCGGCUGGGUUCGUGCUCGCGAUGCGCAAGCGGAUCAAGAUCACCAAUUUCAGGUCCGUACCUGGUCGUCGCGGUCCGAGCGGAGAGUGAUCUUAUUGGGUAUGAUCUUGUUCGUGCAGUGAUUGGGACACGUUGCGGUACAACAACUUGUUGUCGAUCCCCGUGCUCGCCUUCUUCUCUCUCCUCCUCGAGGACUGGUCCAGCGAAUCACUCGCAGCCAACUUGUGCGUACAUUUGGCAGCCCAUGGAUUAUCAUAACCAAAGCAUCUUCAGACUCACCCAAGUGGGUUGCCGAAUUCUUUGUACAGCCCCGAAAAGAACCGCUUUGCCCUCCUCUCCCUCAUGGCCUUCUCCGGAGCCGCAGCCGUAGGGAUCUCCUUCUGCACGGCCUGGGUCAUCCGGACAACAAGUUCGACGACGUUCUCCAUGGUUGGCGCAUUAAACAAGCUGCCCGUCGCGGCGAGUGGGAUCUUGUUUUUUGGGGGUAGGUCCUUUGGCGGUGGGUGGAGUGAAAGAGAAGGGGGGACUGACAUCUGAGUUUUCAUGGGCACUUGUAGAUGCAGCGACGGUCGCGAACGUGGUCGGAAUUCUUUUCGGUUUCAUUGCUGGACUAGUAUGUAAGCUUCUCGUCAUGUUCCACCUAAGAAGGGCACUUAAGGGAGGAAACGGCAUCUGA